Molecule: messenger RNA, 1354 nt
Organism: Anguilla anguilla (European eel)
Lineage: Eukaryota; Metazoa; Chordata; Actinopteri; Anguilliformes; Anguillidae
Exons: 7
Coding region: 148-978 (276 amino acids)
Source: RefSeq, a predicted model, not a curated record
ACCACCUUUCAGCACAAGCCACCAGUGCAGCCUUACCUCGCCAAUAACAGGGCUGUUAGUCCUGAUGGGAACUAGCGCCGGUGGAUUAUUAAAACGCCAACGUCACUAUGAAUUAAAGAGAGCAGCAGUUCGGGACAGCGUCAGGACAUGUCAGAAAGCUCCUCAGGUGUAGUAACGAACAAUGACAGUUAUCCCAAGUCUCACUCUGCCCGCUACUCUGACCUCAGCGACGCCCACACUUCUCAGGCGGGGCCUUCCCGGCAAAGGGUCUCAGUGGAGCAGAGUCCGGAUUCAGGCUUCAUCGCCACCCCCUCGCCAUCCAGCCGCUUCCGCUUCGUCUCCUGGUACAAGUUAGAGAAACACGAUGUCCGCGGAGACCAGCUCGCCUGCCCUAGAGUCAGAGAAGGUCCCUCAGAGGAAGAACUGUUCCUUAGAGGGGAGCAGAAUGUGCUUAUGGAUAGGAGGAGAGGAGAGGAGGGGCAGAGGUGGGAGGAGAGACUGCAGGAGAACUGGGAGAACUGUGUGGAGCUGAACCUGUCCUACCAGGACCUGGGGGACCCAUACCAGUUGGAGAACUUCAACAGGAUUCUGCGCAGGCUGAUUCGAGUGGAGCGCCUGCAGCUGGUGGACAAUGCGCUGAGGGACCUGAGUUCUAUCCGACUGCCAAGAUGCAUAAGCCUGAAUCUGCAUAGGAACCAUUUGACGUCGAUCCGACAGCUGCCAAAGGUCCCUCGGAUCCAGCACCUCUGCCUGUCGGAGAACAGCAUUGAGGCCCUGGGGGAGCUGGCCUUGCUGGGAGCCACGCCCCUCCAGUCCCUCACACUCAGCCGAAACCCUUGUGAGUUCCUGGAGGACUACCGCUCACGAGUGUUCUCCUGUUUGCCAAAACUGGAAGUCCUGGACGGGAUCCCCAAACUGCUAGAAGACUCUGUGCCUCCCAAGCCCCUGGCCACUUCCAGGAUGUGCACUAUUCUGUGACUUCAGAGAGGGUGAUCUGUCCCCUCAUGCCAUUUUAAUGUGCUCUACUGAAACAUUUAUGUUAAAUCUAUUCCAAAUGUUUUAUACUGGCACACAAACCCAAUAGUCAGACAUUUAUCUAAGAUGAUACUUAUCAACUGCAAAAGAGAGAGAUAUUUAAAUUAAUUAUAUAUACUUUUCCAUAAGAAACUUACAACCUAACAGUGACUUUUGUAUUUGUAGACACUGCAAGCCAUUUUGUGUACAUGUAUUUUCAACAGAUUGUCAGUUGUGCCUGGUUCACAUUUUUCCCAGGUGGAAUCUUUAUCAAUUCAACUUUUUUGAUGGAAUGAUAAGUAAAUGCAAGCAUUCUUUUUUAAUAAAUCAUGUUUGUUUA